UUUGGGACACCGGCAUUUCUAUGAGUCAUCGCCCUGCGCACACAGUACGUACUGUAGUGAGCUGUCGUUAUCUACCGUUCACUUACAACAGUCGGAUUUGGAGCCACGCAUUUCUCACUCAUUGCCUGACAGGAUUGAGAUGUUACAUUUUAGGGUUUCGACAAUCUUGAAGGAGUCUUUUGAAGCCACCCUCAAGCGUCCUUUCCCCGCCGUUUAUCAGAAGAGCUGGUUGCCGACCCGCCGCCGUCGCUGCUGCUGCUUCAGUACUGUCUCAUGUGAUGCCAGACUUGUGUCCUCUCGGCUGAAUGUUCUCCACAUUGCUUCGCUCCGCACCGCACCCUGUGCCACCCCGGCCCGCUUGUACUGUGUGAAAACUGAAGGCGCCGCCGUGGAACCCGAUGAGCACGUGAAGAAGGAUGGUUCUGGUAGCGAAGAAAACGAGAAGAGAAAAGGAAUUCUUCCGAGUUUGGAAGAUUUGCUCUUCUACACGGUCGCAGAGGGUCAGGAGAAGAUUCCUGCUCAUAAGUUCUUGACUGCACUUAAAGCUACUGGGCUCCGCACAGGAGAUCCUCGUCUGAAGGAAUGCAUGGACACACUGAAGGACACUUUAAAGAAGACAGCAGAUGGCGUGACGCUCGACAGGCACUUGUUCAAGAAGUGUGUCCAGAGCAACAUUGUCCUGCUUACACAGGCUUUCCGCAAGAAGUUCGUCAUCCCUGACUUCCAGUCCUUCACCUCCCAUAUUGAUGAGCUUUAUGAGAAUGCCAAAAAUCUCUCUGGAGGACAGGUCGCAGACUACAUUCCCCAGCUUGCUAAAUUCAGCCCUGACCUGUGGGCUGUUUCCCUGUGCACAGUUGAUGGACAGAGACACACGGUGGGAGACACCAAGGUUCCGUUCUGCCUGCAGUCUUGUGUCAAGCCUCUCAAGUAUGCCGUUGCUGUUAAUGAUCACGGCACUCAGUACGUGCACAGUUUCAUAGGGAAGGAGCCCAGUGGUCUGCGCUUUAAUAAGCUUUUCCUCAAUGAAGAUGAUAAGCCCCACAACCCAAUGGUGAACGCUGGAGCUAUAGUUUGUACCUCACUGCUGAAGCAAAACGUAAGCAAUGCGGAAAGAUUUGACUAUGUCAUGAAUUUUCUAAAGAAGAUGGCAGGGAAUGAGUAUGUGGGUUUUAGCAAUGCCACAUUUCAGUCGGAGCGUGAGUCAGGAGACCGGAACUUUGCUAUUGGUUACUACCUGAAAGAAAAAAAGUGUUUCCCAGAGGGAACAGACAUGACAUCUGUGCUGGACUUGUAUUUUCAACUGUGCUCCAUUGAAGUGACCUGCGAAAGUGCUAGCGUCAUGGCAGCCACCCUGGCCAAUGGUGGCAUCUGCCCAAUCACAGGCGAGCGCGUGCUGACCCCAGAGGCCGUGAGGAACACCCUGAGUCUCAUGCACUCCUGCGGAAUGUAUGAUUUCUCGGGACAGUUUGCUUUCCAUGUCGGACUGCCUGCAAAGUCUGGAGUCUCGGGGGGCAUCUUGCUAGUUGUGCCCAAUGUGAUGGGCAUCGUGUGCUGGUCACCACCACUCGACAAGCUUGGCAACUCAGUAAGAGGAAUCCAGUUUUGCCUGGACCUGGUUGAACUUUUUAACUUUCAUAACUAUGACAACCUGAGGCACUUUGCCAAGAAGCAUGAUCCUCGCAGAGAGGGAGGCGACCAGAGGGUAAGGACACCACACUCUUUGAUCAACACACCUAUGGACCUAUGGAUUAUGAGAGCCUUCAACAAGAGCUAGCUCUGAAAGCCCCCCUUUGGAAAAAAGUCUCUCCCACUGAGUCAAACCAGGACAGCCUCACCACUGUAGUCUAUAGGAUGGACAAAGUCGGCGAGUGAAACCUAUAAGACACCCACACCCCCAACCUCACUCUUGCAACAAGAACUCCACCUAUUUUUGUCACUCAAAUGUAUAUAAGUAAUGUAAAAGAUUAUUUAUUUUAUGUAAAGUGGUUUCUUUUUGCAGAUGGGGUGAUCUAAUUUUUAUUUCAUGGAGAGAGAAAAAAACUAGAUUUAAAGUUGUUUUUGUUUUUUUGCAUUGAAUUCCUAAUGAGCCUCAACCUGUUUGUUUAGAACCGGAUGUUCAGUUUACAGGUUGAGCUUCUGCUUUAUCUCCACUGCCAUUUUGCAUAUUAGCCUUUCCUCAUUUGUUUCUGUUUUUUCUGAAGGUGGAAAAGUGAUUUAAUUUUUAAGGAGAAAAAAAAAUCAACCAACCAAUAUGGAAAAAAAGGAAGAAUAUGUCCUGGACAUAAAGCUGACAUUAAAACCAGUACAUUUAAAAUGUAUCUGCACAUGAUUAGAAAAGUAUGCUGCAAGGGCGUAUUCAGAGAUGUGCCUGUCCAGAUUAAACAGAGAUCAUCAUCGAUCAGGUUUGGAGGAGUAUUUUAGGAGUGCAGCUGGAGUUUAAAAAAAAAAAAAAUCCAUUAUUUUAACAAAUGCUUUAUUCAGCCAAACAGCAGCUGACUUUUUCUACGUUUCCUCUUGAAGUUUACCUUGACUUCAUUUUUAUUACUCUAGGCUGUUACUCAGUGAGAAAAGGUGCAGUAAGAUUUUGGUGCACACUUGUGCACUGUUGGUUUUGUCAUGUACCGGUAUGUCCAGCUCUGACGGAAUGAUCUAUAGCAUUUUAGAAAGGUUGUGUAAACCUGUAACAAAAGCGUGAGACUCAUUCUGAUAACAAAGGUUGCAAAAAUAGAAGUUGUGCUGCUCAAAGCAGGCAGCUUUGGAGUUUGUUUCACAUGUUUUCUCAGAGCAUUGUUGUGGUGCAUGUUUAACAUGUGUGUGUGUGUGUGUGUGUGUUAAGUCUAUAAAUGUGCCUACUUUCUACUAAGAAAUUCUAAAUUCUGGCAAAACAAUCGCUGAUUUUGUGUUAAAAUUUAAAGUGAAAAGCUUUUGACCUUUUGUGCUUUAUUAAAGACAACAGUUUUUAAAAAAAAAUAUUUGCAGAGACUGGAUGUAAAACAUGCAUCUGUCAUUAAUGAAAAAAUUGCUGUUAAAAAGAACUUGACACAUUCCUGUGUCAUUAAUCAGCCACGAGCUGUCCUGUGCUGUUCAUCCAGUCUAUUAUUUUAAAAAGGUGUAGCCAUGUGAAGGCAUGUGCAUUUUGAAAAGCAGGUUUUUUUUUACACAAGGAAAUGUCUAAGCACCAGUACAGUUUCCAGUGAUUCAUUUAACGAGUCACACAAAUGACACAAAUAUAAAUGUAGCAUAUUUCCUGUGAUCUAGUCCUCUUAAGAUGCAAUCUCUGUCAUUUUUCAGUGUUUUGAAAAAUUGUCUGCAGUUAUCCAAACUUUAUUAAUGCAGUCUGAUAGCUACUGGCCCAAAGUCACAACAAUUAUUCAGUAUUAUUUGCUCUGUAAAAGUGUGAUACUGGUUGCCUGUUGUGUCAACUGUCAGUAUGAAUAUGUGGCUGCACUUCCAAAUGGACGCAGCAGCAGGUGCAUUUUGCUUUAAGCAGCGACACUUCUUCCUGACGUAUCCUAACAUGUGUGAAGCGUGUGGAUGUUCUACAUUAAGACUCCUUCAGGGCAUGAAGCCUUUUGCACAUGAACUCAGCGGAUGCCUUUAUUAUUACUCUGAAAGGAAAGCUUUAGCUGUUUGGCAUAACUGUGCUGUUGGUUUUGAGGGCGUGACUGCUGAUCUGCCUUGAGACUGCUCUCUCUCAUAUAUGUUACAAUACAUUGUUGGACAUAUAUUUUUGUUUGUUUUUCUGUAAAUAAGGUUUAAUUCAUCAUUGUUUGUGAGUACAAAGUAGUCGUCAUUAGUGACUACCAGCCGAGGACAGAUGAGAACUUUUGCUGUUGCUGGUUUAGUAAGCAUAUUGUUGCUAUAUGAUAUUUUUUGUUGGAACAUUCUAAAAAACAUCCAGCUUUUAAAUAUUUCACAGUGAAGUUGAAGUUAUUGGUUCGUGUUUGCAUUUAUUCAAAUAUAGAAGUCAUUUGAGUUCAUACUGUCAGAGUUUAAGGACACGCUGCAGUUUUAGGAAAUCGAAAAGCGUUUUGAACUGAGACUCAUAAAUGCUUUAUAUGUCACUUGUGGGCGGCCGUGGUGCAGCGGUAGGGCGGUCGACCCAUGACCGUAAGAUUACAGGUUCAAUUCCCGCCUUGCACGCCCAUGUGUCGAAGUGUCCUCGGGCAAGACACUGAACCCCACCUUGCCUCUGGUGGGAGGCUGGCGCCAGUGUUUGGCAGUGGAGCCACCAUCAGUGUGUGAAUGUUUGUGUGCAUGGGUGAAUGGGGUACCACUAAAUGAACUAAAAACAGUUCAAGAUUUUAUUUUGGGCAUCAUAACCAUAUUUUCUGUAUGCAAUUUUAUCAUUAGAGCGGCACUUUGACCUAUGUCCUACAUUUGGUCAAAUUUCUUUCAGUACGCAGGUGGAGAUGCAUCUUGUUCUCCUGGGCUUUAGAUAUGAAGCUACCAGAUAACAGGGUUAAGCUGAUCUUCUUGACGUUUAAGGGAAAGGUCUUGUGAAAAUACGAGAGGAGAUGAGCCUCACUGACACACCAGUCAUGAUAAUCAGACAUUUUUGGGAGUUUACACUCUCAAUUAUCAAAUUUAGGAGACAUGACCAGAAGCUGAACUUGGACCAGCACAGAGGGACUAACUGAGAAUCAUUCCUACCAAUCAGCAUCCACUGUCCUUAUAUAAUUAUCCUAAUUUUGAUCAAUUACAAGAAUAAAUGGCAUCAUCCUUUCUCGUGGGAGCUGUUCUAGAUAAAGUAAAACUUCUCUUUGUUUUCCAAAAUGUAAUUAUUUAAAUUUUACUCUGUGAUAAUGGGGCCUUUGAAUCUUUUUACCAAAAUUUCCAUAAAAAUCCCUGUUGUUUGUUUUGUUUAUGCCACAUGUCAUGAAUGUUUUCAUUUUCUCUUCUGUUUUGCAUGCAACAUUUCUAUAUGCAUAUAAUUGUCUGUUAAUCCCAUCUUUUGAUGUUUUGUAUGAUUUCCUUGCACAUUUUCCAUGUAAGUGUUAAUUUGUGACAAAAUUGUGAUUUUUACCAUUUGUUUAACUGGAAAUUAAUUGUAAAAAUCACUACUUUAACAUUUGAUUAAACUGAGAAAUUGUAGGGUCUCAUUAUUAGUAAUGUCACAAAUAAUUUGGCUUUUGAUUCGUUACAGUCAAUAAUUUUUAAUCUAUUCUGGCAUUUUGUCAAAAGAAAAUCUUUAAAACAAUUCUGAGACCGUACAAUUUCCUUUUUUGUCAGAAUGUAAUUAUGUAAAAGCUCUUCAUUAACUGACAUACUGUUGUGUCUGCUUGAAGACCCCGUGACAUGUGAAACUGUUCUAAUCAACACUUCUAAAGAAAAGACUUAAACAGACAAAACAGUAAAAGCAUUGUUUUAUUUUUCUUUGCUGUUGUUGCCUUUGUGUCUCAUGCAAUAAAAUAAAAUGAAACACU
Messenger RNA from Oryzias latipes (Japanese medaka), 5426 nucleotides. RefSeq names its product glutaminase b (gene glsb). Gene Ontology annotation, biological process: L-glutamine catabolic process. The record is from RefSeq and is a predicted model, not a curated record. Lineage: Eukaryota; Metazoa; Chordata; Actinopteri; Beloniformes; Adrianichthyidae. Gene Ontology annotation, molecular function: protein binding; glutaminase activity.